This is a messenger RNA of Cherax quadricarinatus, 5285 nucleotides long. Lineage: Eukaryota; Metazoa; Arthropoda; Malacostraca; Decapoda; Parastacidae. The record is from RefSeq and is a predicted model, not a curated record.
UUUUUGUUUGCCGGGGAAGAAGAAGAAGCGUCAGCCGCAGCCUCCGCUCUCUUAUUUUCCCACCAUUUUUCCCUAAAUUUCCACCAAAAUGUCUGAUAUUGAUGAUGCUGUGGAACCCAUGGAGGUUGGGGACAACUCCAAUGAGUCAUCAUCAGCUGAAACAACGUCUUCCAGUAAAGCUGGUGCAGAGUAUGAAAACAAGGUGGAGUCGGAUCGUUCCAAAAGAUUCGACUAUCUCUUGAAGCAGACAGAGAUCUUUUCACAUUUCAUGGUUGGUGCAAGAGACAAAACCCCAUCCUCCCCUUUGAAGUGCAAACCCGGGCGUCCCAAGAAAGCUGAGACCCGCAAACCAUCAGUGACUGGCGAGUGGACACCUAAUUCCGUGGAUCGCCUGGAUGAAUGCCAAACUAAGAAGUUCUUAAAAAACCGCGUGAAGAAGCUAUCGUCCGCAGCCGCCGACCAUCGCCAUCGCAUGACAGAACAGGAAGAAGAUGAGGAAUUGCUGGCAGAGUCCAACAAAUCAUCUAAGAUAAUUACCCGCUUUGAGGAGAGCCCUAGUUAUAUUGUAAAUGGAGAAAUGCGUGACUACCAAAUUCGAGGCCUCAAUUGGAUGAUUGACUUGUACGAAAACGGAAUUAAUGGCAUUCUUGCUGAUGAGAUGGGUCUGGGGAAAACACUGCAGACUAUUUCCCUCCUUGGGUACAUGAAACAUUUCCGCAACAUUCCUGGGCCUCACAUGGUCAUUGUGCCAAAAUCUACACUUCGUAACUGGGAGAACGAGUUCAAGAGAUGGUGUCCCUCAUUACGUGCAGUGUGUCUUAUUGGAGACCAAGAAACUAGGAUUGGUAAAAAUUUGCCGGUAUCAGUUGUACAGGAGAACCUUACUAAUGCAGUGGUGAGAUAUAUGUUUCAAUUCAGGUACAUGGUGAUUGAUGAGGCCCACCGCAUUAAGAAUGAGAAGAGCAAACUUUCGGAAAUUGUCCGAGAGUUCAGGACCACCAAUCGCCUGUUGUUGACAGGUACUCCAUUGCAGAAUAACCUUCACGAGCUAUGGUCACUGCUCAAUUUCUUGCUUCCUGAAGUUUUCAGCUCCUCUGAGGAUUUUGAUUCGUGGUUCAACACUAACAAUUGCUUGGGGGAUUCCAGUUUGGUUGAACGUCUCCAUACAGUACUUAGGCCAUUUUUGCUGCGUAGGCUUAAAUCAGAUGUAGAAAAGCGUCUUUUGCCGAAGAAAGAGACAAAAGUGUACAUCCAGCUUUCUAAAAUGCAACGUGAUUGGUACACAAAAAUCUUAAUGAAAGACAUCGACAUUGUGAAUGGUGCUGGUCGGACAGAGAAGAUGCGUCUGCAGAACAUUCUCAUGCAGCUAAGAAAGUGUUGUAACCACCCUUACCUCUUUGAUGGAGCAGAGCCUGGCCCACCGUACACAACAGACUACCACUUGGUGGAGAAUGCUGGAAAGAUGAUUGUGCUUGACAAGUUGCUCCCCAAGCUUCAGGAAAUGGGGUCGCGUGUCCUACUCUUUUCCCAGAUGACUCGCAUGUUAGAUAUCCUGGAGGACUAUUGUGUAUGGCGAAAGUAUUCAUAUUGUCGAAUUGAUGGCCAGACAGCACAUGAAGAUCGACAGAGGCAGAUAGAUGAAUAUAAUAUGCCCAAUUCAGAGAAGUUCCUGUUUAUGCUGUCAACCAGAGCUGGAGGUCUUGGUAUCAAUCUGGCCACUGCAGACAUUGUCAUCCUUUUUGAUUCUGAUUGGAACCCACAGAUGGAUUUGCAGGCUAUGGACAGAGCACAUCGUAUUGGGCAAAAGAAGCAGGUGAAGGUAUUCCGUUUCAUCCAGGAGAACUCGAUGGAAGAGAAACUUGUGGAACGUGCUGAGGUGAAGCUUCGUCUGGACAAGAUGGUCAUUCAACAAGGCCGUUUGAUGGACAACAAGACAAAUGCCUUGGCCAAAGAUGAGAUGUUGGCUAUGAUCAGACAUGGUGCCAAUGAAGUGUUUAAAGGCAAAGAUGACGAGUUUACUGAUGAAGAUAUUGAUGCUAUUAUUGGUAGAGGUGAAGAGAAAACAGAAGAGUUAAAUAAGAAGUUGGAGGCCCUCGGAGAGUCGUCGCUCCGCCAGUUCACACUUGAUGUCCCUACUAAUUCGGUCUACCAGUUUGAGGGUGAAGAUUACAGAAACAAACAGAAGGCAAUUGUUGGAAUGUGGAUUGAGCCACCUAAACGAGAGAGGAAGGCCAAUUAUGCAGUGGAUGCCUACUUCCGGGAGGCUCUUAGAGUGUCUGAACCUAAAGCCCCAAAGGCGCCUCGACCACCCAAGCAGCCAGUGGUACAAGACUUCCAGUUCUUCCCUCCGAGAUUAUUUGAGCUGCUGGAUAAGGAGAUCUACUAUUACCGGAAGACUGUUAGCUACAAGGUUCCAAAGAAUCCUGAGUUUAUGGGAGAAGCUGCUCGUAUACAGAAAGAGGAGCAACAGAAAAUCGAUGAAGCAGAACCAGUUACAGAAGAGGAGAUGGAGGAGCGGGACAGUCUGCUCACACAAGGCUUCCUCAACUGGAGUAAGCGAGACUUUAACCAGUUUAUCAAGGCCAAUGAGAAGUUUGGUCGAGAUGAUAUCGAAAACAUUGCCAAGGAAGUCGAGGGUAAAACGCCUGAUGAGGUGAUGGAAUAUUCUGCGGUGUUUUGGGAGCGCUGUUCAGAGCUUCAAGAUUGUGAUCGAAUUCUAGCACAAAUUGAAAGGGGCGAGGCAAAAAUUCAGAGAAGGGCAUCAAUUAAAAAGGCUCUUGAUGCUAAGAUGGCUCGAUACCGAGCGCCGUUCCAACUCCGAAUCUCUUACGGAACUAACAAAGGGAAAAACUAUACAGAAGAGGAGGAUCGCUUUCUUGUGUGUAUGCUACACAAACUGGGCUUUGAUAAGGAGAAUGUCUAUGAGGAGUUGAGAGCUGCUGUUAGAUCUGCACCACAAUUCCGUUUUGAUUGGUUUAUUAAGAGUAGAACAGCACUGGAGCUCCAGCGUCGGUGCAACACACUAAUUACUCUCAUUGAACGUGAAAAUCAAGAGUUAGAAGAAAAAGAACGAGCAGAGAGAAAGAAAGGCAGACCCCGAGGGCUGUACAUGAAGUCAGGAAAGAGGGCUGGCAGUGCUCAAGAUGGCCGUGGAAGACGAAAGAAGAAAACAGAAUAAACUUGUCAAUUUGGUUAAUUUUAUAGGAGUGGUUGUGGAAGUAGAUACAAUACAAUUUUCAUAAGUUUUGUUAAAAAAAAAAUACUUCUGUACCUACUUUGUAAAUGCCUGAAUUUAGGGUUCUCACAUUACUAGCAAAGGGGGUGGGUAAAUUUGGGAAGAAUUUAAUAAGGUCCCUACUGGGUAAAUUGAUAAAAUUUUAUAAUGGAUGAGCCCAUAGAUCAUGAAAAAUUUAAAAUAGGGCUGGUCUAGUGCUCAGUAUUGAAGAUUCACCAUAUAGCUUCUGAUUUGAUGUGUAUAAUUUUACAAAUCUUGUAUUUUGUGGAAGAUCUUGUUGCUAAUAGGUGAAAGAGUUUGUCUUAUUCUUUUAUAAUGCAGCAAAUAAAGUACAAGUGGAUCUCAAACUGUAUUAUGAGUCUCUCUCAUUAUCAUUAUUUAUCUUUGUAUACUGUGAAGGAGAAUUGCUGACUCAUGCUGCAUUUUACCUUCAAAAGUUGAGCAAAUUUUUCACGAGUAAUUCAUUUUAGAUUCAUAUUGUGUUGCAGAACACGGUAAAAUACUGAAUCAUCAAUUUAUAAACAAAAUUUUUUCCUCAAGCUAAUUGAAGGAGUAAAGAUCAAACGUGUAAAAAAAUUUAAUAAAUUUUUAUUAAAUUUAAUAAAUUUAAUAAAAAAAUUUUGCCUGUACAAAUUCAUUUGAGUGAAAGCAUUAUUGAUGGCUAUAUUAGCAAACAUUUUCAUCAAUUUAUAAAUGUCAGUGGAAGUUGCCAAAAAAAAAAAAAGUACAGAUGCUGGUAUUUGCAUUUCUUUUACAUUAUUUUCAUUAAACAUUGUACUGUAGUACAAUGUACUGCAGUGUGUAUAAAAUGUUGCAUUACCGUAUCUUCCUGUAAAAUUUCAGAGAGUUUCGUUACAAAGUUUGGGAACACUGUGAGUACAUUGUGUUCGUUUGUGAGUAUUUACUUUAAAUAUAAAAGAUUUCUUAGCAGCUAUUAAAAUGAGGAUUCUGUAAUGUCUUUUGUGCUAUUUAGUAAUAUAAUUUUUUUUUUUUUUUUUUUUUCUUCAAUGACCAUUUCCUGCCAAGGCAGGGUGACCCAAAGAAGGAAACACAUACUGAAUUGCAAGUUCUGAACAUUUUUGUCAGCACACGUCUGGCAAGAUAGCGAUUGAAUGAAUUUAUAUGAUAUUUUGAACAUUAUUAUCCAUGUAAUGGUAAUUUGAUAUAUUGGCACAAAAUGAUUAUUAUAUAUCUUGUUCAUCUCACUGUUGGAUGGCUUUACUUUUUAAAAGACAAAGGAAAAAAAUAUGGUAAGAUUUCAUAUCGUAGUCAAAGUACUACUUGGCUAGUGUUUUGUCUUGUAAUUUUUUUAUAUAUACAGUGGAUCCCCGGUAUUCCAUAUUAAUCCGUUCCUGAGAGCUCAUUGAAUACCGAAAAUAUCGAAAACCGAAUCAAUUUUCCUCAUAAGAAAUAAUGGAAAUCAAAUUAAUCCGUGCAAGACACCCAAAAGUAUGAAAAAAAAAAAUUUUACCACAUGAAAUACUGAGUUUAAUGCAAUAGAAUAAUUACAAUAACAAUAGAAUAAUUGACAGUUACCUUUAAUGAAGAUCUGGUGAUGAUUGAUGGGAUGGGAGGAGGGGAGAGUGUCGAAGUUGUUACUGUUUAGAAGGGGAAUCCCCUUCCAUUAGGACUUGAAGUAGCAAGUCCUUUUCCGGGAUUACUUCCCUUUUCUUUUAAUGCCACUAGGCAUUAAAAGAGAGUCACUGGACCUGUGUCGCACAACAAAUCUGUCCAUAGAGCUCUGUACCUCCUGUUCCUUUAUGAAUUGUCUAAAAUGGCCCACAACAUUGUCAUUGUGAUAGUUACCAGCACGGCUUGCAAUAGCUGUGUUAGGGUAAUUUUCAUCCAUAAAGGUUUGUAGUUCAACCCACCUUGCACACAUUUCCUUAAUUUUUGAAGUAGGCACAAUGGAUUCCACAACUGGCAUAGGCUUCUCAAUGUUAGCCCCAAACCCUUCAAAAUCUUUCUUAAUUUCCAUACUCAUUCUCACCCUUUUUACCACAGGGUUGGCACUAGAAGCUUUCUUGGGGCCCAUGGUGACUUAUCCUUA